Messenger RNA from Eimeria mitis, 1833 nucleotides. RefSeq lists its product as uncharacterized. The record is from RefSeq and is a predicted model, not a curated record. NCBI's taxonomy places the organism in Eukaryota, Apicomplexa, Conoidasida, Eucoccidiorida, Eimeriidae. Gene Ontology annotation, biological process: DNA-templated transcription initiation. The coding region runs from base 1 to 1833 and encodes 610 amino acids. The transcript is spliced from 11 exons.
AUGGGUUUUCUUUUCAAAGGCACUGCAAUACUCCCCCCGUCUUUUUGGCAGAUUGCUCGUCUUGGGGUGUACAGACACCUCAUGGGUUUUCUUUUCAAGUUUGUGCCUGAGUUGGAUGGAGUGUGGCUGGCGUUUACCGAGACGCGGCCAGGCGUGCUGAGCAGCAGCAGCAGCAGCAGCAGAACACGAAACAACAGCAGCAGCAGCAGCAGCAGCAGCAGCAGGAGUGCAAUUGGGUACUUGCUGCCAGAUUUAGACUGCAACGACGGCACUGUGUUUGUCUCUGUAGAAACGACGGCUCUCGUAUUCAGGCCCAAAGUGGGGGACCUCAUCAAGCAGCACCUGCAGCAGCACCGCACCAGCAACAGCAACACAACACGCAGCAGCAGCAACAAUAGCAUCUUGUGCAGCAGCAGCAGCAGCGCAAGCAGCAGCAACAUCAGGAGCGUGCAUGCGCAUUGCUUCCUCUGCUGCAGCACGGGGUGUACGUUUGUCCCUGAGUUGGAUGGAGUGUGGCUGGCGUUUACGGAGACGCGGCCAGGCGUGCUGAGCAGCAGCAGCAGCAGCAGCAGAACACGAAACAGCAGCAGCAGCAGCAGCAGCAGCAGCAGCAGCAGCAGCAGCAGCAGGAGUGCCAUUGGGUACUUGCUGCCAGAUUUAGACUGCAACGACGGCACUGUGUUUGUCUCUGUAGAAACGACGGCUCUUGUCUUCAGGCCCAAAGUGGGGGACCUCAUCACAUGCGAAGCACAGACGGUGCGGCCCGCUGUGCUUCGGCUGCUCUGGCUCGGCCACUUCACCGCCAUCAUCAGCAGAGAACACUUGGGGGAUAGGUUCCGCUACUUAGAGGAGGCGAAGGUGUAUGUACACCGCAAAGACAAGACCCGCCGCAUUGCAGAGAAGGUGUUCGUUCGCAUGCACGUCAUCGAGGUUCCGAAAUCACACAGCGGGGACCGCGUGGCGAUACGGGGUUCGCUGCUGGCUCGCGGCUCUGGGCCCCUUGUUGUGGAGACAGCAGCAGCAGCAGCAGCAGCAGCAGGACCAGCAGAGACAGAAGCAGAAACAGCAACGGCAGCAGCAGCAGCAGCAGCAGCAGCAGAAGCAGGAGCUGAUGCAGAAGAGUCUGCUGCUGCUCCAGCAAACGGAAAGUGCAGCAGCAUGAAGCGGCGGCAGCAGCAGAAGGAGUGGCUGCCGUCAAGCGGCGCGAGCGGACUGGUGCUGCUGCUGCUGCUGCUGCUGCAGCAGCAGCAGCAGCAGCAAAAACAGCAACAGACAAGUCAUUGCGAAAGGAGAAUGGCAAGAAAGAGAGCAACGCCGAAGCAGCUGCAGCAGCAGCGUGUACUCAGCAGCAGCAGCAGCAGCAGCAGCAGCAGGGUGCAGUGUACCCAUAGCAUAGCAGCAGCAGAGCAGCAGCAGCAGCAGCAGCAGCAGCAGGUUCCGAAAUCACACAGCGGGGACCGCGUGGCGAUACGGGGUUCGUUGCUGGCUCGCGGCUCUGGGCCCCUUGUUGUGGAGACAGCAGCAGCAGCAGCAGCAGCAGGAGCAGCAGCAGCAGAGACAGAAGCAGAAACAGCAACGGUAGCAGCAGCAGCAGCAGCAGAAGCAGGAGCUGAUGCAGAAGACUCUGCUGCUGCUGCGCGAUCCAGCAAACGGAAAGUGCAGCAGCAUGAAGCGGAGGCAGCAGCAGAAGGAGUGGCUGCCGUCAAGCGGCGCGAGCGCAGUGCUGCUGCUGCUGCUGCUGCUGCUGCAGCAGCAACAGCAAAAACAGCAACAGAGAAAUCACUGCGAAAGGAGAAUGGCAAGAAAGGUGCAGAGACAGCGCAGCAGCAGUAG